Xiphophorus maculatus (southern platyfish) is the source of this 2507-nucleotide messenger RNA. It is a transcript of the gene gmppb, whose product is annotated as GDP-mannose pyrophosphorylase B. Gene Ontology annotation, biological process: GDP-mannose biosynthetic process; cell wall mannoprotein biosynthetic process. The record is from RefSeq and is a predicted model, not a curated record. NCBI's taxonomy places the organism in Eukaryota, Metazoa, Chordata, Actinopteri, Cyprinodontiformes, Poeciliidae. Gene Ontology annotation, molecular function: mannose-1-phosphate guanylyltransferase (GTP) activity; GTP binding. The coding region runs from base 177 to 1259 and encodes 360 amino acids. The transcript is spliced from 10 exons. Gene Ontology annotation, cellular component: cytoplasm.
GACGCUGCCGAACCGGAAGGCAAACAAGGAAUUCGGGUCUGAGGAAUGUUACGUGUCAUUUUCAGAGUUUCAGUCAUUCAGAAAUCUCCUGAAGUGCUUCAGUGGUUAAACCCCUGUUGCGCCGCGCUGUUUAUGAACUCUUUCCUCCUCCGCUUCCUGCUGCUGACGGCUGAAGGAUGAAGGCUUUGAUUCUAGUUGGGGGUUAUGGGACCCGGCUGCGGCCGCUCACCCUGAGCGUCCCCAAACCGCUGGUGGAGUUCUGCAACAAGCCCAUCCUGCUGCACCAGGUGGAGGCGCUGGUCAAGGCCGGAGUCAACCACGUGGUUCUGGCUGUCAGCUACAUGUCGGAGCUGCUGGAGAGGGAGAUGAGAGUCCAGGAGCAGAGACUCGGGAUCCAGAUCUCUCUGUCUCAUGAGAAGGAGCCUCUGGGAACCGCCGGGCCGCUGGCGCUGGCCGGACAGCUGCUGAACGUCGACAACGAGCCGUUCUUCGUCCUCAACUCAGACGUCAUCUGUGACUUCCCAUUCAAAGAUCUGCUGCGGUUCCACCGCAGCCACGGCCAGGAGGGAACCAUCGUGGUGACGCGGGUGGAGGAACCGUCGAAGUACGGCGUCGUCGUUUACGAGUCGGACAGCGGCAGAAUCCAGCGCUUCGUCGAGAAGCCGCAGGUCUUCGUCUCCAACAAGAUCAACGCCGGGAUGUACAUCUUCAAUCCCAGCAUGCUCAGCAGGAUACAGCUCAGACCAACUUCUAUUGAGAAGGAAAUAUUUCCUGUCAUGGCGAGAGAGGGGCAUCUGUACGCCAUGGAGCUGCAGGGGUUCUGGAUGGACAUCGGUCAGCCGAAGGACUUCCUCACAGGAAUGUGCAUGUACCUUCACUCUCUGCGACAACACGCUCCAGAGAGGCUGCGCACAGGACCCGGUUUCCUUGGCAACGUCCUGGUGGACCCGACGGCGCAGAUUGGGGAGAACUGCACCAUCGGCCCGAACGUCACCAUCGGCGCCGGCGUUGUGGUCGAAGACGGCGUCAGGAUAAAGCGAUGCACGGUGCUGAAAGGGUCCAGAGUCCGAUCGCACUCCUGGCUGGAGAGCUGCAUCGUCGGGUGGAGCUCCUCCGUCGGCCAGUGGGUCCGUAUGGAGAACGUGACGGUGUUGGGGGAGGACGUGAUUGUAAACGACGAGCUCUACCUGAACGGCGCCAACGUCCUGCCUCAUAAAUCCAUCAACGAGUCGGUCCCAGAGCCGCGGAUCAUCAUGUAGCGCCACCCGGAGGGAGGCGGCAGGAUAACACCUCGGCUAACUCUCUACUAACUGAACGCCCACGUUGCCUCGGACAAACCGACAAGUGGAAGAUGAACAACCAAGUUUAUUUUUUUACAUUUAAUUUGUACUUGUUUUAGCCCUGCAUGGCUGCAGCUUCCUCCAGACGGCAGGACGUUCGACUUUAAGGGGACGGACGUCUGCAUCCGGGUUGCAGGAAAACCGGUUUGGGGUUGGUGCACUUGGUAGGAGGGUAGAGAUGAUGAUGGGUUUAUGGUGAGCAUUGCUUCUUAGACUUUAUGCGUUCAUACUCUGUUCGGCCUCUGAAGGAUCAAACAGCAGCUUUGUCCUGAAAUCAUGACUGUUAACGGUGGGAAAGUUUAAAAACUCGUCAAAAUGUGAAUGUUUGUUAUUUUUCUGUCAGCCGGAUGAAGGUGAAGAAACAGAAAAUCUCACAUCAGAACUUUGGAAUCAACAUCAUGAUCCUUCAUUUAGAUUAAAACUUAUUGUUACUCAACAGAUUUUCUCUCUUUUGCUUCAGAAAUGAAGCGGUUGCUAACAGGAUGGAGCAGAUUUUCUGCAACAGUCGGUUUGUGGCGUCUGGACGUCCUGAAAACUCUCAUGUUAACGUUUCAGGCAGAAAAAUCUGAUUUAUUUCAAGAAAACAGGCAGAGGAGAGGAAAAAAACCUUCACUCUGUGUAAAACGUUAAAUGAAUAUUCAGUAGUUCCUUAAUUAGGUCAAAUCAUUGCUUUUCAGCAGCGCCUGCUAAAUGCAGUUAGUUUGUGUCCAUUUAAAAGAAAACGGUCAACAUCUGAUAUUCAUUUGGCUUUUUAAAAGGAAAAUUCAAAAUGUGAUAUUUUGUAAAUUAGAGCUCCAAAACGUGACGUAUUAAUGUGGAUUGACCUGGACUACAGAUGGCAGGUCUGUUUGGGAAAAAAUGAGUCCUAUCAAACUUUGAAAAAAAUAUUUAUUUUUAAAACUAUUUUUAGUUCAAGAGAUAUAUUUUUAAAAUGAAUUUAUUUACAAAUAUUCCAACAGAUUAAAUUUGAUUUUAUUUAAAGUGUAGAAAAAUCACUGAAACUUUGAUUUUUCAGCCGUCAUUUAUUUUAAAAAAGAAAUGAAUUUACUUUGAAACUUCCUGUCACUUCCAUUAUCUUGAUUUUCUUUUUUGCGUCUCCCUUUAUUAUUCUGUUAAUCUAAUGCAUUAUUUUUUUUCAAUUAAAAUUUAAAACAUUUUUCUCUCCAA